Messenger RNA from Dermacentor andersoni, 653 nucleotides. RefSeq lists its product as uncharacterized. NCBI's taxonomy places the organism in Eukaryota, Metazoa, Arthropoda, Arachnida, Ixodida, Ixodidae. The record is from RefSeq and is a predicted model, not a curated record.
GGAGCUUAUCCUUCAAAACGAACCGGAGCUCUUCUAGGUCCCAUUACGUCGCACGGUGGUCGGGAUAGAAUGAUGCGGCACGCGCUCUUCACAACCUUGCUCGCACUUCUCGGAGCAAUCACCGUCGACAGAAGUUAUGCUCAAGUAGGAUACUACGGCGGGUCUACAUUCAAAACCGGAACCAAGGGCGGAGGAUACGACUCGUAUUAUCCAUAUGUUUAUUCUCUGCCAUUCGUCGCAAAGGGAACGCUAACUAUCUCACGCAACCCUGGCUGGUAUGGAGGGUCGAGCACCUACUGGCAGCAGCAACAGCAGGUCCCGCUUCCGCCCUUCUAUGGCGGCAGCAGCGACAGCAUGGCCGCAGGCCUCGGCGGAAGCAGCUACGGAGGCAGCCUAAGUGGUUGAUAAAUUCGAAGCUCUGAAGCAACUUUUGCAGAAGGAUUUCACACUCUGCAUUUCUAAGCCACUUUGCGAUUACUCCUCUCUUUUGCAUUUUACUUCUCCGUGGCGAUGCAUAAUAUAUGUUGACUAAUUUGGACAGCUAACAAGUGUACCCGGCUGCCAAAUUAGUUUUCAUGAUAGUCUGCUUUCUUCUCGCUAUUCCACUGUCCGUCUCUUGAAACGUAAUAAACUCAUUUCUCAACGUCCCAAGA